This is a messenger RNA of Lingula anatina, 1859 nucleotides long. RefSeq lists its product as uncharacterized. Gene Ontology annotation, molecular function: protein binding. Lineage: Eukaryota; Metazoa; Brachiopoda; Lingulata; Lingulida; Lingulidae. Gene Ontology annotation, biological process: signal transduction. The record is from RefSeq and is a predicted model, not a curated record.
GAAUUAACAAGAGUCACGUGAUGUGGUCCGGCUACCCUAAGAUGGCGACCAAGGAGGUGCAGGUGGAGGUGGACGAUAUACGGGCGAUUUUCCGAACGCUAGCUCCUUACAUAGUCCGCUAUUGGAAGGAUGUAUCUCGUGAGCUUGGACUGACGGAUGAAGAUAUUCUCGAUAUCGAACACGUUCACCCAAUGGCGCGUCUCUCUGAACUGUCCUACCAGUGUCUUUGUAUGUGGCACGAGAAGCAAGGGAGAAACGCCACCAAAGACAAACUCUCACACGCUCUGAGAAAUUUGGAAUUAAAGCGUGCCGAAGACGCCAUUAGUCACCUCGUGGUACGCCGAGGACGUGUGUCUAGCCCAUCGAGACGGAAUUCCGUCGCAGGGCCCAGCACUGGAGCGUCUCGAGGCAGACGCCGCAGUACAGGUCAACCGCCCCCGCCCUCUGUGCCGAGAAAGAAAACAGGAGUCAGAAAGAGAAAUAAUUCAGAAACUUUGCACAAACCAAAACAAGGAGGCCUGCGAAGAACCUCCAGUGAAAAGACAAUUCAGUCAAGUCAGGGAGAGGCUGACUCUGCAAACACUGCCCCAAGAAAAGAUAAUAGAGAAAUAGGCGAGGUUCAUGCAACCAUAGAAGUAUCCAAUAUUGAGAUGCGGCCACAAAGUGUGGAAUCCAUGGAAACCGACCAGGAUGGAACAGACGACAGAAAUCAAACAUCGGAAACAGAGCAAGACACCUUCCAAAAAAUGAUGCUUCAUUACUACACAAAUGUUGUCAAAAAUGCGCAAGAUCACAUCAAUGCCCUGACUACUUUAUUGGAAUUUAAAGACAUUUACGUCAAACGGCUACGUUUAGGCAGCAUUGUUGUCAUUCUCGUCUGCAAGAGCUUGCGCGCCCUUUUGCAUCUCCUUGACAUGUACAAUAAAGGAGAACUACGAGAAGCGUGCCAAAAAGUGUUUUGUACUGAAAAGAUUUUGAGGGAAAUGGGAAUAAGUGAUCUGUCUGUCAAAGUAACGAUACCACAAAGAGAAAUCGUACGUUGUAAAGAGGAGCUAUUGUCCGGAAGACUGGGUCCCUCGGAAUCGUCGCCAAACGGCUCUCCGGUCCCGAGACGGGCAUUCAGCGCACCAAAUUCAGUCAGCAAGCUAUUGAUACCGCAGGAGCUUAACCACCGUAGCCGAGGAGCGUAUCUGGCGUCUUUGAAAGCAUUUCAGAAACAGACAAAAGAGGACGUACGAACACUAUCGCAGCGAUACAGGACAUUUGAAAAAUGCAUCAAAGAAUUCAUGCUAACACUUCAACUUAUAAGAUCUGGGGACUUGGGUCCCGUUAAAAACAUCUCACAAUUGGAGAAGUGCAAUGAUUUUCUGAAAACUAGUCAAAGCAUCGGGAAACAAGUGCGCACAGAUCUAGUCCAAGAGUUUCUUACCAUGUUGAGUGUAAUACGUGUAACAGUACGUGAUCUAGACGAAAAAAUUGCAGAAAUGGAGAUGGUGUUUGGUCAACCGUGGAACGUCGCGUCUAUAAGAUCCCUGAAGCUCAUGAUAAGCGGAAUCGAGGAACAACUAAGCCCUGAAUAUAACUUUUCCCGCUUAUCAGUUUUGUUAGCCUAUAAACUAUCAAUUCUUGAGAAGAGACUUUUUGCGGGGUUGGUUAGUUACGUUCCUACUCUGCUGAACAGGUUGACAGAAGUCGACUCCUAUUUUGUGGACCUUCUCAAACAACUGUCACAAAAAAGCGGGCAAUCUGCGGCGGGAAAUACACCUACGUCAGAAGAAGACAUGGAAAUUUGACCGGCAUUUUUGUGUAGAAUUAGGCAGGGAUACCUCGGAGUUUGACAUAAGACUUCCGCAUCUCCU